AUGUGUUCCGUGGUGCCCGAUUAUUCUCCGGGCUUUAAGAAGCCGCCGGAGAUUUUGCGCUUGAAGAGGAAGAGGUUUCGGCGAAGCGAAACGGCCGCGCUCUCCGGAGAGUUUUUAAAAAGUCGUGGCAAAGAUGGGUUCACAUGUAAAGAAGAGCUUUCUAAAAUAGCAACUGCUGAAACACUGAUCAAAGACUCUUGUUUGGCCAUUUCCAAUACUGAUGUUCUUUCUUCGCCAAGUUUUGAAUUUCCUGCAGAUUGGAGUAUUAAAACUCGUCUUCUAGUCACUUCUUCUCAAUCAUUUGCAUGGGCAGAUCACUUAAAAGCUCAAGAAGAAUCCCAAGGAUAUAUCCAGCAUUGUAGAGCAACAUUAAUAAACUUACCCCAAAGUAUACAGGAGCCAAAACUUUCCACAGAACUGCGAUGUGCUUUCCAGCAAAAUCUAGUGUAUUGGCUUCACCCCUUCUUCCCAUGGCUACCACUUUUUCCUCGAAUUGGAGCGGACAGAAAAAUGGUUGGGAAAAGUCAUCCUUGUGCCUUUAAUGAAGAACUCCAACAAAUGUUCAUGAGUGAUUGGUCUCUCAGUUUUACCUCUCUUUAUAACCUGUUGAGAGCCAAGUUGUGUCCCUAUUUCUAUGUUUGCACUUAUCAGUUCACUGUACUGUUCCGUGCAGCAGGACUUGCUGGAAGUGAUACGAUCACUGCAUUAAUUUCUCCCACAACCAGAGGAUUAAGGGAAGCCAUGAAAAAUGAAGGUAUUGAAUUUGAUUUACCAUUCCAAGGAAUUAGACAAAAAAAAUUCAGUGCUGCAGCUUCUCCUUUAGAAACAGAAGAUGAAAAAGAUACUGAAAUAAUGGGCAACGAAAUUGAAGAAGAAUUGGGAGUGAAUGGUGGCGAUGGCAGUGAUGAUGAUGAUGAUGGAAUUUUAUGGCUGGUGGAAAUGGGAGUCGAAGACAAAAUUAAAAAACCAGACACAAUUUUUACCAAAUUUUCCAAAGAAAAAACUGAGAUGAAAUUGGAUCACAGGCCUGAAUCUGUAGUGUUAGUAAAAGGGACCAAUACAUUCACUUUGCUGAACUUCUUGAUGAAUUGUAAAAGUUUGGUGGCUUCUGCAGGUCCUCAGGCUGGAAUCCCUCCAACAUUGCUGUCCCCAGUUGCUUUUAGAGGCGCAACAAUGCAGACACUCAAGGCCCGAAGCAUAAAUGUGAGAACACAAGCCCAUUCGCAUUAUAAAGAUCUAUUUAGCUUGGAGAUUGUGGGCCCUAUUAUGCCCCAUUGUCUCCAUUCUUUGUCAAUGCUACUGAAAUCUGCUCAAAGGGGAACUUUCUCCGCUGUAUGUUAUACUCAUGAACCAACAGCUGUGUUCAACACAGGUAUCAGCAACAAGCAGCAUAUGAAGGUAAAUACUUGCAUUUAUCCUAGACUUUCCAAUUGUGGAUUGCAUCCUAAUACUUUAAAUCAACUUACCCUUAAUUCAACACUAGGAAAAUCUUCAAUACGACUUCUAGAAAUGAGUGAUUAUCUCUACACAUGGAAAACCUAAGCAACUAAAUGAUAAUUUAAAAUGGAGCACUUCCUUGUACUCAAUGAGAAUAAUUUUAUUCAUUAAUAGACUUUUUUGUAUAUAAUGCUUAUAUACAAAAGCUCUGUUACUUUUCUUAAACUUGUAAAUCUGAAGUAUACAUUUUAAAUUAAACUUUUAAGAAUUGGACAUUUAUAAUUGUAUGGAUCUAAGGAAGACAAUUGGGUGAGGAAAAAAUGUUGCAAUACUCCCUUCUACUGUCCAUGGCUUUUUCCUUUAUUAUAUAUGUCACACUUCUUAAUACAAAUGCUGACGCCUUCAAAGCAUCCAUACUAAUAGUUUUAACCAGAUCACCCUUCAGGAAGUGGCUACUAUUAAAUGGACAUGAAAGGCACCACAGCUUGCAGCAGCAUUUCAGAAAUGAAACAAAGAUGGUAAAAAUGGUAAUUUCAUAUUUUAGGCAGUACUGCCAAAAAUCUCUGGGAUAGAAAGGCUUUUUAAAAAAAAUAAUUUUAGUUGUUACAUGUUCAUGCAAUAACUUGAAUGAGCUGUGAACAAAACACAGAAUUUGAUCUGUACACUAGAAUGAAUGGCCAAAUAAGCAAGGCACAUUAUGAAUAUGGACUGAAAUUAAAGUAUUCCUAAUAUUUGCAGUUCAGAUGUAGACUGAACUGGAUCCUUGGAUCCUUUAUUCAGGUUCUCAACUACCAUAGCAAAAAACUACAAUGAUUCUGUUAGUAGCUAACUGUUGCAUAGUAAUUCAGAAUUACUUGGGGAGAUGAAGCAUCUAAACUAAUCUUCAAAUGUAGCUAAUUUGAUAGACAUAGUAAUAAAUAUAGUAAUGAUUUCACCUUCUGCCAUAUAACAUCAACCUUUAAUUAAAGGCCAACUAGAAAAUAGUUCCAACUUGCUCUCAGCC
This is a messenger RNA of Protobothrops mucrosquamatus (brown spotted pit viper), 2440 nucleotides long. It is a transcript of the gene DONSON, whose product is annotated as downstream neighbor of SON. Gene Ontology annotation, biological process: nuclear DNA replication. The record is from RefSeq and is a predicted model, not a curated record. NCBI's taxonomy places the organism in Eukaryota, Metazoa, Chordata, Lepidosauria, Squamata, Viperidae. Gene Ontology annotation, cellular component: nucleus. The transcript has 11 exons. Bases 1 to 1542 code for a protein of 513 amino acids.